GUCCAAUUCUCUUCUCUAAUGCUUUCUGCUGCUUCAUCUUCCUCUGCGCUUGCUUCUGGCUGCGGUGCUCUUCGCGUCGCCACGCUCGCUGCCUCUGCCUCUGCCUCUGCAUCGCCAUCAUCAUCAUCAUCCUCAGUACAGACUCGCCAUGCAUCCACUUCUGCUGCUGCUGCUGCUGCUGCGCUGAGUGUGGCGUCCGUGGCUGGCUCUCGUCGCAUGUUUGCGAUCUCGCCAUUCUCCAGCAGCAGCAGCAGCAGCAGCACUGUCGCUCCACUCGCGUCAGUCCACUCCCGCGCACCCGUCUUCGCGACUGCCUCUGCGCGCGGAUUCCACUCGCACGGCGCAGGGUCGCAGGCGCUCGCCAAGUUCCCCCACCGCGCCAUCAAGGCCCAGCGCAAGGCCGGCACGCUGCCCCUCGACGACAAGACGGCCCACGUCGCCCCGCACCCGCUCGUCACGCCGCCAUUCCCGCGCGCUGUCAUUGCUGUCCCGGUGCCGGCGCUGCCCGGUGCGGCGCCAACGAAGGCCAUGAGCACGAUGGCUGCUGCUGCUGCGACCACCGCGGCCAAUGCCAAUGCCAGCAUCAUUGUCACGUACCACCCGCUGCGCGUCGUGCACGAGGACUUUACGCGUCUCACGCAACUGCCAACGCCAAACAUGCCGACGCUGAACAACAACUUCACGGUGGGCACCACGGAGGCCAUGACGCCGCUCGAUCCCUUCCCGGUCAUUGACGAGACGGCCACCUCGCCGGCCUCGGUGAUGGUCGCCAAGGGCCGUCGCACCCGCGGUCUUGCCUCGGUCGAGCGCGCGUUUAUUCCAGUAUCGCCCGCCGCCCGCACUCCUCUGCCACAGAACGUCAUGGCACGCCAGGCACUCAACCUCGUGCCCAAGUCCGCUCUGCCGCACGGCACGGAUGCAAAGACCCGCGGCACUGCCGCUGGCGCGCUGCACGUCGGCCCUGCCAAGAAUGCACACGACAGCUCUUCGUCUCCAUCGCUGGAGGCCGCCUUCCUGUCGCACUUGACGCAAGCCGGUCGUCAGGCAUUGACCGAGCGCGUCAACUUUUACGCUGCAGACCAAGAACGCCAGGCGCGCUCGACGUCGGUCGCCACCUCGGCCUCGGCAGCACAGUAUCCAGUCGCAUUCAGCAAAUAUCUGCAACAGCAAGCUCGCCCGAGCCGACUGCAAAAGACCCCGGCCGAGCACGCAGUCAAGGCUGCCGAGAAGGCCGGCCUCGACGCCGCGCGCGCCCCGAGCAUGACCGAUCCGGCGACUAUUGCCAAGGUUCGAGCGUUGCGCGCCACCACGACCAAAUCGACCGAAGAGUUGGCAAAGAUGUUUAACGUCCAAAAGGCCGUGAUCAGGCAAGUUGCACCCCUCACAGCCGAGCAACAGGCACGACACGCACCAAUCGGCGGUGUCAAUUCGGACAGCGUGCCAUUGUUGAAACGUGGCGAGUCUGGUGUGGAUCAGUACAUUGCUUGGCAGUCGGUUCGCACGGCCAAGCGAAAGCUGCGCCGAGUCACCAGCGACCGCAAGCAGCAAGCAGAGGCCAACGUUGCCAUUCUGCAAAGUCGCCCACAACCCGCCACGCAAGCGCCUCGCAAGGCUCCCAACUGGCCCGCCGAAUGGGAGACUUCGAGCAAGGCGGCCGAUGCAUCAUCCACGUCCACCCCUCCUGCUCCCAGCAGCAGCGUGUGGUAGAAGCUGUAAACAGUGUGACACAAUACAUGU
This is a messenger RNA of Capsaspora owczarzaki ATCC 30864, 1737 nucleotides long. RefSeq lists its product as hypothetical. The coding region runs from base 19 to 1707 and encodes 562 amino acids. The transcript has 2 exons. The record is from RefSeq and is a predicted model, not a curated record. Lineage: Eukaryota; Filasterea; Ministeriida; Capsasporidae.